UCUUUGUAGGCAUGGAGACCGCCAUAGGAGGAGGGACUAGAGCUGAAAAGAUGAAGACUGUAGCAGCAAAGCAACCAUCUUCAUUGGCUUGUAUCAAGUUCUGGGUAUUUGUGAUCUCAACCAUGCUAGUCAUUCUUUGGUUCUGCACCAUGCAGUCGGCAACUCUUGAUGAUGGAAUCAUGGUGCCAAAAUCUGCAUUUUAUUUCCCAUAUUCCUUCCCACCUCAAAGGGUUUAUAAAAGCAAUGGAUAUCUAAUUAUUUCACCUAAUGGAGGAUUGAAUCAAAAGCGACUUGGGAUUUCUGAUAUGGUUGCCAUUGCAAGAUAUUUGAAUGUCACACUUAUUGUUCCUAAAUUUGCUCAUGGUGCAUACUGGAAUGAUACCAGUGAAUUCGCAGAUGUUUUCGAUGUCAACCAUUUCAUUACAUCUCUGAGAGACGAGGUUACAAUUUUGAAAGAGUUGCCUCAAGAACAGAAGAGAAAACUAGAAUCAGAACCACUUUAUUACAUGUUUCCUAUGAGUUUUGCUAGCUUAGAAUAUUAUCAUCAAAGGGUCCUUCCUCGAGUACAGAAGCGCGAGACUUUGUUGCUUGCUCAAACUGAUGCUAGGCUUGCUAACAAUGGGUUGCCUAAAGAGCUGCAGAGGUUGCGUUGUCGAGUGAACUACGAGGCGUUGCGAUUUACUCCACCGAUCGAGGAAACCGGUAGGAAGAUUGUCGAUUUCUUGAGACAAAAGGGUCCUUUCUUGGCUCUUCAUCUCAGGUACGAUAAGGAUGUAUUGGCAUUCACCGGUUGCAACGAAGGCUUAACGGACAAAGAGGCUGCAGAGAUGAAACAGAUGAGAUAUUCUCAUGAUGGAUGGAGGCAUAAACCGAUCGAUUCGAAGAAGAAACGAGAAAUUGGAUCGUGCCCUUUAACUCCAGAGGAAACGGCUCUAGUAUUGCAGGCACUAAGCAUUGAUAACAACACCACAAUUUACAUUGCAGCUGGAGAAAUAUACAAUAAAGAGAAGAGAAUGGCAGAUCUGGCAGCAGCUUAUCCUAAUCUGUUUACCAAACAGACCAUAUUAAAACCGGAAGAGCUCGAACCAUUCUUGGGACACACAGACCAGAUGGCUGCAUUGGAUUAUAUCAUCGCAAUCAAAAGUGAUAUUUUCGUUCCGAAUUUUGUCGGAAACAUGGUAAAUGCUGUCGAAGGCCAUCGCCGAUACAUGGGAUAUAAGCCAACAAUUUCACCAGACAGGAAACUUUUGUCUGGUCUAAUUGAUGAAUACAAGAAUGGGACAUUGACGUGGGAUGAGUUUUCUUUUUUAGUGAAUAAAACUCAUGAAGAUCGGAGAGGGAAACCGGCAAGGAGGACCGAGAAUCCGGAUCAUCCCAGACAAGAAGAUUAUUUCUAUUCUAAUCCUUAUGAAUGUUUGCCACCAUUUGCUUGA
Molecule: messenger RNA, 1433 nt
Organism: Hibiscus syriacus
Lineage: Eukaryota; Viridiplantae; Streptophyta; Magnoliopsida; Malvales; Malvaceae
Product: rhamnogalacturonan I rhamnosyltransferase 1-like
Exons: 7
Coding region: 12-1433 (473 amino acids)
Cellular component (GO): cytoplasm
Source: RefSeq, a predicted model, not a curated record